AUGCAAGCCAUCAGCAAAGAUUGCGAUACGUCGUCCACCUCACUCGGCCAGCGCCGAGGCAUAUCCGACCUGGCGCGAUUCGCCCUUGACCUGACUUGGGCAACUACUCCAAGGGCAGAGUCCGAGACUCCUGCUCGUCCCAGAGACUACCCUUCUCCGCCCAUGUCAGGGUCUCCUCCACUCCCGCCCAAAGCAAACCAAGAGGUUGGUGACCGAGGGCAGCAACCGCAUGGCAGCAGCUAUCCGCCCAUCAGCUCGCAAGAUGCCUACAGGGGAGGACCGCUACCACCGAACACACAGCAGGGCGACAUCCGAGGACCUCCUCCUCCUCAUCCUCCGCCGCAGUCCCUGCCGCCGCCUCCCGCACCACGACCGUAUCAUCCCGAGACGGACAGAAUGGCCUACUCAUAUCCUCGCCCCGACGACCACAUGCGCAAUCCGCCUUCCGGUUACGCCCACAUGGCAAGCCAGGCAUUGCAACAACGACCGCCGCCCUAUAUGCAGAUGCCCGGCCCUCCGCCGCCUCCCCAACAUCAACAUCAACACCAACACAGCUACCCGGCACCGAUGCCGCAGCCUCCCCAGGAAAGCGCUCCCUACACGUCUCCCAAGGCGCAACGAAAGACCAAGGGUCAUGUGGCAUCAGCCUGCGUUCCGUGCAAGAGAGCCCACCUUCGCAACGGCAAGGAAGACGCCUGUGUCGACGUCCAACACAAGAAGCGCGGCCGCCCAAGGCUGAGGGACGACCGAGAAGGCCGUUACGGCCCCUCGACGUACCCGCAUCCCCAGGAUACCGCCGCAGCGGCAGCAGCAAGGAGGCCGUUGAGUCUGUACUCUUCCGGCGGUCCCAUCUCAGGGUACGAUGAUCCCAUCCGACGUAGUCAUUCCUACCGCGUUCUAAAAUCUCAACCAAGCGAACCCCUUCCGCCCCGAUACCUCGAGCGGGCGUCGCCGGCUGACGCAAACCUGUAUGCGCCUCCCCUGACCGCCGCCGCGGUGCCGGGGGGCGUGCCCGAGCCCGUUGUGUUCCUGACCAUGGAGUUGGACAUUGCGCGCGCGUCGCAAUCGUUUGCCGACGCCAUCGGCAUUCCCAACGUACGCGGUCGAAAGCUGUCCGACAUUGUGAUACCGUCGGAACGUGAAAAGGUCCAGAGCUACCAGCGGCAGAUGCAGGACGAGCGUGCGAGGAAAGAGCCCAAUUACCUACCUCCCAUCUUCGGCCAGCACGAGCAGGAGCGCGUGUUCGAGUCGUUGCGCUUCGAGACGGACGAGAUUGCCCGAUUCCAAUUGGAUCGUCAAGACUUCUUCGCUUUUGCAUCGAUCGAUGGGCAGCUGCGAUCGUACCCGAUUCGAAUGGGUCUCGCAAAGCAGGAGUCCAUCUACUUCAUCGUCCUCCUCCUCAACGCCCAUCCGAGGUACCCGUAUCCAUCUCCUUCGCCUCAUGCCAGGGACAUCCCCUACUCGUCGUAUCAGCAGCAGCCUCCACCGCAGCAACAGGCGUACGCUCAACACACGCCGGUAUCUGCCACUUUCGAGCCGGCUCGACCUCGCUUCGGAGAAAGCGCGCUUGCGCCGCGCCCGUCUCCUGGACAACCGCCGCACAUGACGUCCGGCCUCAGUCCCGGCGUUAGCCCCGGCAUGCCUUCGUACGCGGCCUCACCCAGUCGACCUGAUUACCCUGUUGGACCGUCGUCUUACCAGAUUCCGCGCAGUGAACUACCGCCGACCACCCGGCCUCCGCAACCAUCGUUCCAGCUUCCGCCGAUCCGCGCUGGCCCGCACCAGCCUCCUCAGCCCGAGCCCUCGUGGCAGAGGGACGAUCGUUCCGGCCGUGUCGAUAUCGGUGGCCUCCUCGAAAACCCGGACCCGCAGCAGCGCCGUCUGCGCAAUGAUUGA
Messenger RNA from Colletotrichum karsti, 1896 nucleotides. RefSeq lists its product as uncharacterized. NCBI's taxonomy places the organism in Eukaryota, Fungi, Ascomycota, Sordariomycetes, Glomerellales, Glomerellaceae. The coding region runs from base 1 to 1896 and encodes 631 amino acids. The transcript is spliced from 2 exons. The record is from RefSeq and is a predicted model, not a curated record.